Drosophila innubila is the source of this 3313-nucleotide messenger RNA. RefSeq names its product heat shock 70 kDa protein 4 (gene Hsc70Cb). Gene Ontology annotation, cellular component: nucleus; cytosol. Gene Ontology annotation, biological process: protein folding. The record is from RefSeq and is a predicted model, not a curated record. The transcript has 7 exons. NCBI's taxonomy places the organism in Eukaryota, Metazoa, Arthropoda, Insecta, Diptera, Drosophilidae. Bases 298 to 2817 code for a protein of 839 amino acids. Gene Ontology annotation, molecular function: ATP-dependent protein folding chaperone; ATP binding.
GAAGUUUCGCUACCAUUCUCAGUCGACGUCGACGUCGCCGCUUGAAUUUUCAUUACGCUGAAAAAACGUGUCGGUCGCGCUAGAUAAAUUGAAGCGUUUAUAUAUUGUAUAAAUAAGCAUAAAGCUUAUAUAUAUAAAUAAUUGCAAAAAAUUUGCUAAAAUAACAAAGAAGCCGCCCCUUAUAAAAAAGAAAGAAACAACAACAACCUAACUAGGCAACAAAGUCUAACCAAAUAAAUUGUUCAACUAAAUCAAUCAACUAAACGAAUCGGCAGUCGAAAACUAGAAGAAAGAAAAAUGUCUGUGAUUGGCAUCGAUUUCGGUAAUGAGGGCUGCUACGUUGCGGCAGCCAGGUCCGGUGGCAUCGAGACCCUGGCCAAUGACUACAGUCUGCGUGCGACACCCUCUUUUGUGGCCUUCGAUGGAAAGAAGCGCAUCAUUGGCGUUGCCGCCAAAAACCAACAGGUGACAAACAUGAACAACACAGUUGGCGGCUUUAAGCGUUUACUUGGCCGCAAAUUCAACGAUCCACAUGUACAACACGAACUCAAGAGCAUUCCAGGACGCGUUGAGGCGCGUAGUGAUGGCAGCAUUGGCUACAAAGUCAACUAUUUGGGUGAGGAUCAGUAUUUCUCGCCGGAGCAACUGACUGCCAUGCUGUUCACCAAAUUGAAGGAAACCUCGGCGGCGGCCAUGCAAACGCAGGUCAAUGACUGUGUCAUCGCCUGUCCCGUAUUCUUUACCAACGCCGAGCGUCGUGCACUUCUCGAUGCCGCACAGAUCGCCGGCCUCAAUGUGCUGCGCCUGAUGAAUGAGACAACAGCUACGGCUCUGGCAUAUGGCUUCUAUAAGAACGAUCUGUUUGAGGAUAAGCCGCGUAAUGUUAUCUUUGUUGAUUUUGGCAACUCGGCGCUGCAGGUCAGCGCCUGUGUAUUUACCAAGGGCAAGCUGAAGAUGCUCGCCAGCAGCUGGGAUCAGAUUGGUGGACGUGACUUUGAUCUGGCAUUGGCUGAACACUUUAGCAAGGAGUUCCUCGAACGCUACAAGAUCAAUGCCAAAACCAAUGCACGCGCCAAUGUGCGUCUGCUGACCGAAAUUGAGAAACUCAAGAAGCAGAUGUCCGCCAAUAGCACCAAACUGCCACUAAACAUUGAAUGCUUCUUGGAUGACGUGGAUGUUAGCUCAUCCAUGCAACGUUCCCAAAUGGAAGAGCUUGUCGCUCCUGUUCUAGAGCGGGUGGAGAAAACCUUUAGGAAGCUAUUGGCUGAAUCUAAACUAUCUAUAGAUGAUAUCCACUCGGUGGAAAUUGUGGGCGGCAGCACUCGUAUACCAUCCAUCAAGCAGCUCAUCGAGCAGGUGUUCAACAAGCCGGCCAGCACCACACUUAACCAGGAUGAGGCUGUAUCACGUGGCGCGGCUCUUCAAUGCGCCAUUAUGUCGCCGGCUGUGCGCGUCCGUGAAUUUGGAGUGACUGAUAUUCAAAACUAUGCGGUCAAAGUACUUUGGGAUACCGAAGGUGCAUCAAACAAUGCUGAAGUUGAAAUUUUCCCACAAUUCCAUCCGGCGCCGUUCAGCCGUUUGGUAACCAUUGCUCGCAAGAGUCCAUUCAAUGCAUCCAUUGUGUAUGGCCAACAAGUGCCGUAUCCGGAUCAAACCAUUGGCGUUUGGAAAAUCAAGGAUGUCAAGCCAACGGAACGUGGCGAAUGUCAGGAGGUUAAACUGAAGGUGCGCAUCAAUCAAAAUGGCAUCGUUCUGAUUUCAUCGGCCACACUUGUUGAUCGCAAGGAACUGGAAGAGGCUACCGCCGCCGCCGCCGCUGGAGAGCAAGCUGCUGCCGAGGAGAAGGCCGCCGGCGAGCAGCCGGCUGCCAACUCUGGCGAGCAAGCGGAUGCUCAGCAGGAGGCAUAUUGUGAGAAUGAGGAUGAUAAUUAUACAUCAACAGCCACAUCACCUGGCGGACAAGGGUGGGCACAGCGGGUCAAGGGCUGGUUUGGUUCGGGCAAUGAUAAGGCAAAAAAGAAGACCAUCAAGGCCGUUGAACUGCCAAUGGAAGUGUCCACCCAUGGCUUUAAUUUAACCGAAUUGGGUAACUAUACACAAGAGGAGGCCAAGAUGAUUUCCAACGAUCAGAAGGAGACCGAACGCAUUGAUGCCAAGAAUGCCUUGGAAGAGUUUGUUUACGAUAUGCGCAACAAGCUGCAGGGUGGUGCACUUGAACGUUAUGUGGUUGAGUCAGAGCGCGAAUCGAUUGUCUCGCAGCUUAAUGAUCUCGAGAAUUGGCUGUAUGAGGAUGGCGAAGAUUGCGAUCGUGAGACUUACACCAAUCGGCUAUCGACGUUGCAGCAACAAACGGAUCCCAUUAAGCAUCGCUCUCAGGAUUACGAGCAGUGUCCGGCUGCAUUUGAUGAAUUGAAGAAUACUAUCGCUUAUGCCCGACAGGCCGUGGCUGAUUUCCGCAAGGGUGUGGCCAAGUACGAUCAUUUGACGGAAACCGAGUUUAUUAACAUUUCCGAAACUGCGGACAAGGCCCAAAAAUGGCUAGAUACCAAUUUGUCCAAGUUUACGCAAGCGCCUCGCACCGCCGACAGUCCAGUUCAGAUGUCCAGCGUGCGGCAGGAGGUGCACACCUUAAACGCCUGCGUUAAUUCGGUUAUUACACGUGCGAAACCGAAGCCAGCCGCCAAGACUACAACGACACCACCAAAGGAUGCUCCAAAUGCGGAGCAGAAUGGCGGUGAACCAAGUGCAACCGGUGACAAAAUGGAUGUGGACAACAAUGCACAGUCCGCCAACGAUCCUGCCAUGGAUGUGGAGUAAGCUUUGUGCCCCGAUUCAUCGUCGGCGGUAAUGGAUAUAUUUAAAUAUAUAUAUACAUAUAUAUAUGGUAUUGGCUAACGAUAAACAACAACAACAAGAACUACAACAAAUAGAAACAAACAACAAAAUUAACUUAACGUAUACAAAAAAAGAAAACAUGAAACAACAAUUUGUAUAUGCACUUUUGCUUAUUCAACGCAUCAGGAUCAGCAAACUGGCAAACUGUAAACAUAAGAUACAUGUGUAGGCGUAUAAAACAAACGAUUUGAUCAAGUGCAGCAGACGAAAGGCGGUAAUUGACACUUGGAGAGGCAGACAACAACAAGCUGCAUGAAUGCAACAAUUUAAAAAUAAUGAAAAAAAAAAAUAAAAAUAAACAAACAAAACAAUUUCUAAUCGACCAUUUUUGCGUAUAGUUGAAUAAUAACACAGCGACACUAAAUAAAUGGAAUUAAAAUAAUCAAAUAAAACAAAAAUGAUGAUUCCAAAAAAGCAA